AUGAGGCCUGACACUGGCUGGGACUGGUACACCACCCUGGGACUGGUACACCACCCUGGGACUGGUACACCACCCUGGGACUGGUACACCACCCUGGGACUGGAACACCACCCUGGGACUGGUACACCACCCUGGGACUGGUACACCACCCUGGGACUGGUACACCACCCUGGGACUGGUACACCACCCUGGGACUGGUACACCACCCUGGGACUGGUACACCACCCUGGGACUGGUACACCACCCUGGGACUGGAACACCACCCUGGGACUGGAACACCACCCUUGGACUGGAACACCACCCUGGGACUGGAACACCACCCUGGGACUGGAACACCACCCUGGGACUGGUACACCACCCUGGGACUGGUACACCACCCUGGGACUGGUACACCACCCUGGGACUGGAACACCACCCUGGGACUGGAACACCACCCUGGGACUGGAACACCACCCUGGGACUGGAACACCACCCUGGGACUGGAACACCACCCUGGGACUGGUACACCACCCUGGGACUGGCCCAGCAGGCCCAGCAGGCCCAGCCUCUACCCAGCGAGGACAGCAGUUCCGGAGGGCAGAGCUGCAGGGUCUGGGUGGCAGUGCCCAGGCGGCGCGGGCCAGGCUGGCAGAGGAGCAGCAGCACAGGCGUGUCCGUCCGCAGUACAGCAUCGACGCAGAGACCCACUCCCGAAACCUGGAGAAAACCCAGAUGACCCCACUGGCCAGGGACAGACAGACGGACGCCUGGGACCAGCUCCAACCCAGCUCCAAAGCCCUGAAGAUUAAAGACCUGGACUUCUCCGACCUCAUGGAGGAGGAGGAUAUAGAUGUUCUGGACGUGGACGUCUUCGGCGUGGGUGUUGGUCGGCCCAGUGGUGGUGGUGGUGGCAUCCCACCUCCUCCACCUAUUCCUGGACUAGCCUCCGCUCCUCCUCCUCCUCCUCCUCCCCGGGCUCCGUUUAUGAGUAUCCCUCCUCCACCUCCUCCCCCACCGGGUGGAGGUCUCUGCUCCCCUCCACCACCACCUCCUCCUGGAGCUCCCCUUCCCUCCUCCUCCUCCUCCCAGACUCCAGACCCGGCCUUUGCCAAGAAGAGGAAGACGGUCAAGUUGUUCUGGAAGGAACUCAAACAGUCAGACAGUCCCAGGAAGUGUAAAUUCGGACGCUGGACGGUGUGGGCGUCGCUGGAUAAGGUCACCGUGGAUACGGCUGGAACACCUGUUUGAGUCCAAGGCCAAGGAGCUACCCGUGGCUCUAAAGAAAGGAUCAGAAGUGAAGAAAGCAGAGAUUCUGGUGUUGGACUCUAAGAGGAGUAACAGCAUCAACAUCGGCAUGACCGUACUACCAGCUGUCCACGUCAUCAGGACCGCCAUCCUCAACUUUGACGAAGUUCGCCAUCAACAAGGAGGGCAUCGAGAAAAUCCUGACGAUGACUCCUUCGGAGGAGGAGAAGCAGAAGAUCCAGGAGGCUCAGCUGGCCAACCCGGACGUCCCCCUGGGCUCAGCAGAACAGUUCCUCCUCACCCUGUCCUCCAUCAGCGGCCUCAGCGCUCGACUACAGCUCUGGGCCUUCAAACUCAACUAUGAAACCCUGGAGAAGGAGAUAGCGGAGCCUCUCUUCGACCUGAAACUAGGCAUGGAGCAGCUCAAAAACAAAACCUUUAAGCGCAUCCUAGCAACGCUUUUGGCCAUUGGAAACUUCCUCAACAGUACCAGUGUAAGUGUGUUAUUCUUUUCUACGUCCCAAAUAGAGACCCUGUUUCCUGUAUAGGGCACUACUGUUGACCAGAGCCCAUAGGGCUGUAUAGGGCACUACUGUUGACCAGAGCCCAUAGGGCUGUAUAGGGCACUACUGUUGACCAGGGCCCAUAGGGCUGUAUAGGGCACUACUGUUGACCAGAGCCCAUAGGGCUGUAUAGGGCACCAGGGCCCAUAGGGCUGUAUAGGGCACCAGGGCCCAUAGGGCUGUAUAGGGCACCAGGGCCCAUAGGGCUGUAUAGGGCACUACUGUUGACCAGAGCCCAUAGGGCUGUAUAGGGCACUACUGUUGACCAGAGCCCAUAGGGCUGUAUAGGGCACUACUGUUGACCAGGGCCCAUAGGGCUGUAUAGGGCACUACUGUUGACCAGAGCCCAUAGGGCUGUAUAGGGGACUACUGUUGACCAGGGCCCAUAGGGCUGUAUAGGGCACUACUGUUGACCAGGGCCCAUAG
Messenger RNA from Oncorhynchus keta (chum salmon), 2213 nucleotides. RefSeq lists its product as uncharacterized. Gene Ontology annotation, cellular component: cytoskeleton; cytoplasm. The coding region runs from base 1 to 1227 and encodes 408 amino acids. The record is from RefSeq and is a predicted model, not a curated record. Gene Ontology annotation, biological process: actin filament network formation; cortical actin cytoskeleton organization. Gene Ontology annotation, molecular function: actin filament binding. NCBI's taxonomy places the organism in Eukaryota, Metazoa, Chordata, Actinopteri, Salmoniformes, Salmonidae. The transcript has 5 exons.